CAUAAAGAAGAAAGAAAAGAGGGUCUUCUGUUUAGAGAAAAAAAAGUUGAAAUGCAUCUACCCUUACAACCCAUACCUACCUAGUAUGGUAUUCCUAGUAGAUAUCACAGUACAUGUCCAUCCCAUCCUCGUUUCUCUCCCAGAACUUCCGACUGUCGCAUCAACAUUCAAAAAUCACAUUAAUAAAACAUACCGCCACUCUCCUUUUUCUUUCCUCUUCCCUCUUGCUCUUGAAUACCUUUGAUUAUCUCGUGGUGUGAUAUUCACCAAGUCUUUCUUUUCCAAAUCGAUCCUUCCAACCCUUGUGUGAUGACCCUACCUAGGUGAUUACAACAACAAGACCAAUUCACUCAACAAAAAAGUACAAGCAAAGGAAAGAUAGAAUCCAUUUAUUUGGCUUCCUUUUUCCUUGUAUCUUCCACAUUUUCGAAGCCCUUCAAGAAGUCAAUAUACUUCUCCUACUACACCAAACGAUAAUUGACUCUGCACAAAAAGAUCUCUGCAUUGCAGACAUUCGGACACCAUGGAUAUCGCUUUAGAAGUCACCGACACAUACUUCUUCGAUCAUUUCUAUUCCGCUCUCUUACCCGCCAAACCGAUACUAUUAAAUGCCAUUGGAGAACAAAUUAACGGGACACUACUCGAUCCAAAAACAGCUUCAACAUGGCAAUAUCAUCCUUCGAAUUCUUUUCUUCAGUUUGAACCGACAGACGCGGCUUACACUAGUCAAUGGGAUAGAGACAAUAUUUUUCGACAAGCUUUCUCAUUGUUCCUAAUCACUUGGAUCGCAGGUGCAGCAAUCUACUUCACAAUCUCUACUCUCUCGUACCUAUUCGUCUUCGAUAAAACUACCUUUCAACAUCCUAAAUUCCUCAAAAAUCAAAUUCGCAUGGAAAUCUCUCAAGCAUGUAAUUCGAUGCCCUUAAUGUCCAUUCUCACCACUCCUUUCUUCCUCGCAGAAGUUAGAGGCUAUUCGAAAUUGUACGAUCUUACAUCGGAAGGACCGGGUAUGUGGUACAAUCUGCUCCAAUUCCCACUUUUCAUCCUCUUCACAGAUUGUUUCGUCUAUUUCAUUCAUCGCGGUCUCCAUCAUCCUUCCGUAUACAAGACACUUCAUAAACCACAUCACAAAUGGAUUAUGCCAACUCCUUACGCUUCAAUUGCAUUUCAUCCCGUCGAUGGCUGGAUGCAAUCUCUUCCUUACCACAUCUUUCCCUUUAUCUUCCCCCUUCAAAAAUUCGCAUACCUCGGUCUCUUCUUCUUCGUACAGGUCUGGACGGUUUUCAUUCAUGAUGGAGAAUAUGUGGCCAACAGUCCAAUUUUGAAUGGUGCCGCUUGUCAUACGAUGCAUCAUCUUUACUUCAAUUAUAAUUAUGGUCAAUAUACAACACUUUGGGAUAGAUUGGGAGGUAGUUAUAGAAAACCAAAUGAGGAACUUUUCAGAAAGGAAAGUAAGAUGGGACAAAAGGAGUGGGAGAGACAGGUUGCGGAAAUGGAGAAGCUGGUUUUGGAAGCGGAAGGAGAGGAUGAUAGAGUUUAUGGUGGUGUGGAAAAGAAGAUGAAUUAGUUGGAUUUUUGAGGAUUGACAAGAUAUGUAUACAUGUCAAGUGGUCUUUUGAUUGGGGUGAGGGGGAGGGCAAAGGAAGGAGAUGCAUUGAUUGUAUAUAUUGUAUGGUAUGACAUGAAAUGCAUUUUUGAUGUAGAUUCAUGUCGGUUUGAAAUAAUGGAUGGAUGGAUGGAUGGAAAUGAUUUGCAUAUGAAGGCGUUUGAUUGUUAUAGAGCAAUAUGGUAGACAAAUUAAUGUGGAUGGUAGAUGAUAGGUGAUGAGCGAGAUGAACAAGAUGAAGAUUGAUGGUAAAAGGGUAGGGAUAAGGAUAUGGAUCAAGUUAUGUGUCUAUCGUCUCUCCUGGUUACUUCACCUCACUUCAUCUCUCUGUUCGUUAGAUCAUCAGAGUGUGUUUUAGUCUAUUUCACUUUAGAUGAGUUUACUCUCUACUUUAUUAUUAAUUAUAUGAUUUCAAUUUUUCUGAGUUUGGUUUUGGUUUUGGUUUAAGGUGUGUGGUUUGAGGUGUGAGAUUCGAGAUUUGGUUCUAGUUCUCGUGUGUGGUGUGUAGUGUCAGGUUUUUGUAUGAGGUUGGGGUUUUGGUGUGGUUCUUGCGUGAGGUUUGGUUCUGAUUUCUGUGCGUGGUUCAUGUAUGGGUUGUAGCUCUUGUGUGUAGUGUGAGGAUUUUGUAUAAGGUUUUGGUUUUGAUUUUUGUGUGUGGUUUAGGGUUGUAUAAGGUUUAGUUUUGGUUUUUGUGUCUGGUUUAUAUAUAGAUUGUGAUUCUUGUAUAUAGUAUGAGGAUUUUGUAUGAGAUCUUGAUUUUAGUUUUUAUAUGUAAUUUGAAGUUGUACGAGCUUUAACUUGUAAAUUAUAGUAUAUAAUAUAGAGUAUAUAUGU
Botrytis porri is the source of this 2440-nucleotide messenger RNA. RefSeq lists its product as uncharacterized. NCBI's taxonomy places the organism in Eukaryota, Fungi, Ascomycota, Leotiomycetes, Helotiales, Sclerotiniaceae. The transcript has 2 exons. The record is from RefSeq and is a predicted model, not a curated record. Gene Ontology annotation, molecular function: iron ion binding; oxidoreductase activity. Gene Ontology annotation, biological process: lipid biosynthetic process. The coding region runs from base 524 to 1567 and encodes 347 amino acids.